CAGGAAGUAAACCGUGGAAGGUCAGGGAUAUUUACUAUUUGGAGGAUAGCGUUUGUUACUUUGUGUUGCACAGAGUCGAUGACCAUGGGUUUGUAAUUAGAAUUCUUAAAUGGGACAUUCUGGAGCUGCUUCAACACAGUGAUACAUAAUAUAACUGACAUGAAAAUUAGACCUGAUAAACAGAAAAGAAACGGAACAUGUUUGAGAAUUUCAGAGAGAAGCUUCUGACUGUGCAGCAGGAUUUCACAACGGGGAUCAAAACGCUGAGUGACAAGUCAAAAGAAGCAAAGGUCAAGAAGAAGCAGAGACGAGAGGACCAUCAACCGAAGUUUUCAGCAGGAGUAGAGCUACUUAACAGGUAUGAAGAUACCUGGGUGACCCUUCACAAACGAGCCAAGGAGUCUGCAAUAGCUGGCGAGGCUGUGGAUGAGGAAGUGGUGAUGCUUUCUGCGCACUUGGAGAAGAGGAGGAAUGGGCUCUUGGAACUGCAGGAACAGCUCCAGCAAAUUCCAGCCUUCCUAUUAAACCUGGAAUCCAUCACGUCCAAAAUAUCCCACCUGGCGUCAGACUUUGAGGAGCUGGAGAGCCACUUGAUGCACCUUGAAGACCUGUGUGGACAGUGUGAGAUGCAGCGCUGUAAGCAGUUUCAGAUGCAGCAGCUGGAAAACUACAAGAAGAAAAAAAGGAAAGAACUUGAAACCCUGAAAGCUGAGCUGGAUGCAGAGCAUGCUCAGAAGGUGUUUGAAAUGGAACAUACUCAACAGGCGAAGCUGAAAGAACGGCAGAAGUUUUUUGAAGAGGCUUUUCAGCAAGAUAUGGAGCAGUACUUAUCCACUGGGUACCUACAGAUAGCAGAGAGACGAGAGCCGAUAGGCAGUAUGUCGUCUAUGGAGGUGAAUGUAGACAUGCUGGAGCAGAUGGACCUCAUGGACAUGUCUGACCAGGAGGCACUAGAUGUCUUUCUAAACUCAGGGGGAGAAGACAAUAGUGUGGCCUCACCAAUGCUGGGGCCAGAGACGGAGGCAUACCCCACAGAGAUCUCCCUGCAGGUACCAAGCCAGGCCGAACUGAGACACAAACUGUCCUCAUUGUCCUCCACAUGCACAGAUUCAGCUAGCCAGGAGGCCAGCGAAGCGGGGAACGAUUCCCCCAUCAUCCAGUCAGACGAGGAGGAAGUACAAGCAGACAACAUCCUGGUCAAAGAGAACUCUGACAGUGACACCCAGUCUGUUUAAAACAAGAUAUUAAGACAUUUUCUCAAUUUUUUUUUUCUUUUUUAAAACUUGUUGAAAGGAAACUAUGGUCAAUCACUUAAUGUUCUUUUUGUUUGCCUGAUGGGUCUUGUUUUUCUCUCCUAAUAUGUAUUGUACCUAACAAGCUUCAGUACUGUACUGAAGCACAAAACAAAGUCAAAUACUUUGGUAGAACAAUAAAAUCAGAUUAGAUUUUUUUUUUUUUUUUUUUUUUUUUAAAGAACCAUUUAUAAUUGUGCAUCAGGGCUUUAGCCAUUUACCACUGUGCAAUUUUCUGUCUGCCAAAAAAUAAUUCAAACAAUUUAAAUGAGACUACAGGAAGGUUAACCAUGUUAAAACAUUAGAAAGCAAACAAAAGCUAAAUGCGUUUCUAAGAACAUGGUUAUUAUAAAGCAUUUUGAAAGGCUGCAUUUGUCUGUUUAUGAAGAUGUAUCAAGAUUGAUAGUAUCCCCCAGGCUUAGCAAAAAAUGAUAUUAUAGUAUUGUAUUAUUUGUACCCCUUUAUCUACCCAUUUAUAUAGAAAUCAGCAGAUAUAAAUAGCAUUGUUUAAAUUAUAAUAUGCCCAUCCCUGGAAUUAUAUAAAAAAAAAAAAAAAAAGAUCGUGGAAUUCAAAUUCAAUGAUGAAAUUUAAUGAAUAUCUUGUUCAUUUCAGUAAAUACCCAAUGUGCAAUUUUACUUAAAGGGGUCGUAACUAAGGCUUCUUGCUUCUCAAGAAACAACAACACUGUGAAAAGCACCUUACUGUUUGUUAAUCCUGGUUUAUUUUAAAUUUAGUUAGUUAUAGCCAACUGUUCCUGCCACAGUGCUUUUGUGAGUUCCUGUCUUACAAUUAAUACAGCCUCACCUGGUGCCCCUAGGAAACCAUUGGGGAUCAGGUGGCAUUACGACUACUACCACCCCCCACCCCACCCCACCCCACCCGUAAACUUAGUGUGGCAGAAUAAAUAGGCUUCACUGGAAUCAGUACAAAACAAAAGGAUUUGGAAAGUUUGAAAACAGACCCUGAUUAACACUAGUCUUAGAAUACCUUAGCUGGGGUGACAUUAGGCACUCCAGGAUUAGUGUGGAUCAGCCAUUAGGGAUUUGAAUGUUCCUAAUGCUACUGAGAUGAAAGAAAAUGUUUUAAAAGCACUACAUUAUUUUAACCAACCAUUUAAAAAAAGAAAAUACCCCAAGAACACCUGUAAGACACUGGAGGCAUAAUUAAUGUAAUACCAGCAAAAACAAUUGCACCAGUUUGUUUUUCUAAGAAACAGGUUGGCCUGAAAUAGCAUCACUUAGUAGUUUUGAUUUGCAAACCAUCUCUCACCUAAAUAUAGUUAGAGAGGAACCAAGUAACACAGAACCAUAAAGCUCUGGAGACCGAAUUGGGAAGGAGAACAUCAAAUACUGUCUCUAGGACAAGGAGGACCAACCAAGACCAUCAGCAGCAGUGUUUUCCUUUGUUUCAGUAAAUAUUGCAAAUGUGUAUUAAAUAAAGGGUCAAGUGGGACUGUUUUCUAUUCAAUACAUUAGGAAGUAACAGUUCAGCUAUAUUGUGCCUCUUAAUUAACAGUUGUUGCUGUACAUGUACUAAGAAAAAAAAAGUUAUUUGUAAGUCAGUGAAAAUAAAAAUGCCAAGUGAGACACAAGAAUUGUAAAGAA
Molecule: messenger RNA, 2897 nt
Organism: Polyodon spathula (Mississippi paddlefish)
Lineage: Eukaryota; Metazoa; Chordata; Actinopteri; Acipenseriformes; Polyodontidae
Product: dysbindin-like
Exons: 10
Coding region: 198-1235 (345 amino acids)
Biological process (GO): negative regulation of protein kinase activity; platelet dense granule organization; regulation of synaptic vesicle exocytosis
Cellular component (GO): neuron projection; cytoplasm; synaptic vesicle membrane
Source: RefSeq, a predicted model, not a curated record